AUGCGUUUCAACAAUCUUUUUGCUCUUACUUUGGGCGCAGGCCUCUGUCUUGCUACUCUAGUAUCCUCAAAUCCAGCAGCCAGUUUGGAUAUCGACGACUAUGAUCCAGCAGACGUCAUUUACCGCGACGUUGCCGUUAUUGGCGGCGGCUCUGCCGGCACUUACACGGCGGUCCACCUGAAAGAUCACGGCAAGAGUGUAAUUCUCGUUGAGAAAAAGGAAAAGCUUGGCGGACAUGCUGAGACGUAUGUUGCCCCCAACGGCUAUGCAAUCACCAUUGGUGUCAUUGUUUGGGGCAACACCAAGUUCGUCCACGACUACUUUGGCCGCUUCAACAUCACCCUCAAGCAGCUUCCCAGCGACCACAGCGGUGCGGGUGUCGGACAAUACGCCGAUUUCACCACGGGAAAACGCGUCAAUCACACUGUACCUAGUGACGCAGAGCAAGCUGCCGCCUUUGAGGCCUACCGCAAGCAGCUGGCCAAGUACCCCAGCCUCCAGGACGGUUUCCGCAUGAACUACCCUGUUGCCGAAGACCUACUGCUGCCCUUUGGCGAGUUUAUGAAAAAGUACAAGCUCGAAGCCUUUCUUAGUACCGUUUUUAUCAUCAACCAAGGCUACUCGCCGCUACUGGAGAUCCCAACACUCUACAUGUUCAAGUACCUCAACGACAUCCAGCUCGACAGCACAGCCAACGGGUACCUAAUCACUGAGGCCCGCGACACGUACCUCCUGUACGAAGCUGCCGGAAAAUACCUGGAUCCUUCCAACGUCCUGACUUCUAGUUAG
[Torrubiella] hemipterigena is the source of this 789-nucleotide messenger RNA. The record is from the annotation of a GenBank genome assembly. NCBI's taxonomy places the organism in Eukaryota, Fungi, Ascomycota, Sordariomycetes, Hypocreales, Clavicipitaceae.